CAAGAAAAACAAACGAUUAGUCACACAGGGCAYCCCUCAUGAUCUGAUUCAUCUCAAUUCCUGUCAAAACUGAAUGAAAUUUGAUAACAUUAGCCACUGGACAAGGUUUAUAUUUUACUAACUUCAUUUGACAAGGCAGCGCUGUGUUAAAUAACAAUGCACUCAAGCCGUUUACCAACAAAACAAUCCAUUCGUCCCGGCAUGCGAGCAAAAGGUACGUCCAGUACAUGCACAAGAAGUAGUGCACAAAGCAUGUCCAGUCUCUGGGACAAUAAAGGACAUUUGAAGUAUAGAAAAUGGAGAGAGCURGUAGCCCAGGCCAAAGCUACAUUUCUAGAGGAAAGCCACUCGCCUGGAAGAUCAAGAGCUCCUGUAUUCAUUUCUAAAGUGAAGACAGACUCUGAUAGCAAUGAUCACAUUCAUGAAGUCAAGAUUUGUGUAGAUAAAUGGAAGACGACUUUAUUGGAAAUCAAGGAAAGAAGRGCUGACUUUAAGCCUCUAGAAGCGUUCAGAAGGAUUGUUAGAAUAGUACGAACCAUACUCAAAGUCGCCAACGCYUUAAAAAGCGAUCCUAAGCGUGAUCUUGGUGAAGGAAUAUGUAAAUCUUAUCUCGAAAUGAUGGAAGGUUAUAUGAUGAUGAAGAAUAAGACAUUUGUCACCAGUCUUCCUGCAGACACUGGUCCCGGUCUGUUUGACCCGAAUCUAUUUAAAGCUAAUAAAGAGAUUCAGAUCAGUAAGGAAGUUAGAAACAUUCUAAAUUUGAGAUUUGAAGAGAGGACACCGGACCAGCUUCAAACGUUGCUGUAUGCCUGCCAAACGCUUUCAGCAUUCGCCGAGCUACCAAUACACAUGCAGGAGGCUAUUUGUAAAGUAGCAUGGCAUCAAAGUCUUUCAGAAAACAAGAUUAUAGUGAAACAGGGACAUUUUGCUGAAAACUUUUAUUUUAUUAUGUCGGGGACAGUGACGGUUUUAUCAGAAAACGAUCCAACUGCCGAUGGGCCUUUUACUUCCCUCGCCACGUUAAGAAGAGGACACAGUUUUGGGGACACAGCGAUUUUAAAGCGAUGUCCACGAACGGCCACAGUYGUCUCGAAAGACCCUGUACAAUUAUUAGUCAUAGCAAGAGAGGACUAUCAAAGAAUUUUUAUGGGACGAAGUAAAAAUGGUGAAGAACCUUCACACAUUAAGUUUUGCAGAACUCUGGAUUUUCUAACAGCKUUUCCUGUGGAUUUGUUAAUUGAUAACACAGCUAACUGUAUGUUUCAUUACUUCAGGCGAGGUACCGUUAUCGUCAAAGACAGUCGUGCAUCAGAGUGGGUGUACAUCGUUGUCUCGGGCAUGUGUGAAGUYCUGUUAACCUUAGAAGGCGUCACUCCAAAGCUUACGGGUAAACAAAUAGACGCUGGAGUUUCACAAGUAGAAAUGCUGGCAUAUUUGACAGAAGAUCGUUUUUGUAAAAGCCAGUAUUCGUACAGCUCACCAARCAAACGAAGAACAGGAUGGGAUGAAAAAAUAAAAGAGAGUCCAAGUUUGUGUCAAAUUCCAAAUGGUAGUAUAAUAAGGAUGGGAAGUUCAAUAUCCAAUAAGACCAAUAAACGAUUUGUCAAGUCAGCUGUCAAUGACAGUAAUAGACGUUCWGUGAAGUCAGCAAAUAGUGACGCUAAUAGAAGAUCUGUCAAGUCAGCUUUKAGUGAGACUAGUAAUAGACGAUGUGUUAAGUCCGUCCUCAGUGAAUCUGCUAUCACAACAAUUUCAUUAUCAUCUACAUUAGAAGAUUCAAACAGCCAGGCAACACUUAACACCAGUUUGUAUCCUGUCACUGAAUUCAAAAUUAAGAAAAGCAWGCAGCCAAAGAAACCAGUAUUUGUGAGAAUUGACUUUUUACAUCCAAGAAGUGCAUUUGGACUGUCAAAUUUGGAUUUUGACAAUACUGGUGACCCAAAUAAAGAUUCAGCGCCUGUGAGUUUAGUGAGUCGAGGAGCUGAAUGUGUGAUGAUAUCUAAAAAGUUUUUCGUGUCAAAUGCAAGAGAACCAACAAAAAGAUGGAUUCGUCAAAAUGUUUUACCAUAUCCUUCAAAAGAUAUUCUACAACAAAGCCUUCAACAGAAAGUGAAUUGGAAUGCAUACAAGUCUGAAAUCCUUCACAAAAUUAAACAAGCAGCUCUUUGAUGUUUAAUGUGCUCCAAGUUUUGCUUGUGAAUGU
This is a messenger RNA of Exaiptasia diaphana, 2203 nucleotides long. RefSeq lists its product as uncharacterized. Lineage: Eukaryota; Metazoa; Cnidaria; Anthozoa; Actiniaria; Aiptasiidae. The record is from RefSeq and is a predicted model, not a curated record. The transcript has 17 exons. The coding region runs from base 157 to 2169 and encodes 670 amino acids.